This is a messenger RNA of Ilex paraguariensis (yerba mate), 417 nucleotides long. The record is from the annotation of a GenBank genome assembly. NCBI's taxonomy places the organism in Eukaryota, Viridiplantae, Streptophyta, Magnoliopsida, Aquifoliales, Aquifoliaceae.
CCAGAAGAUAAUGAAAAGACAAAACCACCGUAACGCAGGAAGCCACCAGAAGCUCCACGCCCUUCGCUCUCCACUUUCACAGACUUUCACUCAUGGCACAAGAAGAAAUCCAGGAAACUCAGGAGGGAGAGGAACAAUCCGACAAUGGCGAAACUCCUACACAAGCAUCUGAGAAUGAGAAGCCAAUGGAGGAUGCUCCUGAAAAAAUUGAGGAAACCCCUCCUGCUGAGGAAGAAAACAAUGAAGCUCCCGAGCAGCAGGGGGAAUCAGGUGAUGAAGAAGGCGAGGAGGAGACAUUUGGAAUAAAGUUAGAGGCUUGGAAUGAACAAAGGGAGCAAGGGAUCUUUCCUGGUCCCCUGUAGGAGGAGGAGAGAAAAAAGAGGGGUUUUUUUGUUGUGUGUGUGUGUGUGUGUUGGG